Purpureocillium lilacinum is the source of this 630-nucleotide messenger RNA. RefSeq lists its product as uncharacterized. The record is from RefSeq and is a predicted model, not a curated record. Lineage: Eukaryota; Fungi; Ascomycota; Sordariomycetes; Hypocreales; Ophiocordycipitaceae.
AUGCCCGUCACGGAGCUCGCCAUCCUCAAGCUGAGGGGCGGCCACGACCAGCUCGAGUUCCUCGAGGCCCUGAUGGAGGUGCAGGAGCUGCAGGACGAAUGGAUACACGAGAACAAGCCGUGCCACCUCGAGCCCAACACCAACCUCAGCAGCAUGUACAUCGAGGAGGCCGACCCGCCCUCGCUGCUCAUCACCGCCCCCUGGGACUCGCCCGAGGCGCACGGCGAGUGGAUCCAGAGCCGCGAGAACCAGGACUGCAACGGCAAGCUGUCGCAGUACAUCCGCCCGGGCUGCGACUCGGUCCUCAUGUUCCACAUGGACGCGGCCGGCGGCGCCCGCAAGCAGAUGCGCCGCCCCUUUGAGAACCAGCGCAGCUUCAACGUCUGCCGCCUCAGCGUCGACCCGGCCAAGCGCGACGCCCUGCAAAAGGCCUACCGCCACCUCGAGGAGCAGUCGCGCGUCGAGCCCGGCGCCGAGCCCAAGGUUUGGGGCGGCUGGCGGAUCGAGAAGUCGGGCGAGAAUGAGGACCUGGUCGUCUUUUGGAGCGACGAGGUGCCCCACGACCGCCUCAAGCCCCUCAUGAGCUUCACCGACGACAUCAUCUGUCGCCGCUUCACGCACGUGGUGUAG